UCACGCAUAUAACAGGGAGGUCGAGCAGCUCCGAGGUAAUGGCAACCAAGAGCCUUUUCAUCGCCGCUCUCCUCCUCGUCACCGUAGGCAUGGCGCCGCACGGUGCGGAGGCGGACACGCAGCUUCCCCUCGGCAUCAUCUCCGGCAUAGUGCCAUGCAGCACCGGGAGUUCCAUCAAUGUGGCUGCGGUUCCGGUGUUCCCGAACGCCGCGGUGCAGGUGGUGUGCGGCGGCACGGUGGUGGGCGCCGCGAAGACGGACGGCAGCGGGGCCUUCACCAUAAACCUGCGCAUGCUCUCCACGCAGCUGCUCACCUCUCUGCUCCAGAAAGAGUGCAAGGUGGUCGUCGUCACCCCGCUGGCAGCAUGCAACGUCUCCCUCGCCAGCGUCACCGGCACGCUGACCGCGCCGGUGCAGAUUCUCGGUGCUGACAGCGGCAGCAGCGGCCUCGGCGGACUGAUUGGCCUUAUCGGCCAGAUCAUCAGCGGAGUCGUCGGUGGCGUCCUCAACAUCGCCACAGCGCCAUUCUCCGUCAUGUAGAUGGUCGGCUGUAAGUGGCCGUGUCCGUCCUCCAUUGACGAAUGACGAUGCGACGGCGGACCUAAGUAAACACUACGUGCCAAUUAUUGGACCAAAUGGUCAACUAUCCCCACUUCAGUACAUCCAUAAAUCUACUCCCAUGAUAUGUGUUACUGCUUCUAAGAAGCAUACAUAAGCAAGUGU
Molecule: messenger RNA, 722 nt
Organism: Lolium rigidum
Lineage: Eukaryota; Viridiplantae; Streptophyta; Magnoliopsida; Poales; Poaceae
Product: phylloplanin-like
Exons: 2
Coding region: 39-539 (166 amino acids)
Source: RefSeq, a predicted model, not a curated record